Paramacrobiotus metropolitanus is the source of this 2249-nucleotide messenger RNA. Its product is annotated as BTB/POZ domain-containing protein 3-like. The coding region runs from base 158 to 1342 and encodes 394 amino acids. Gene Ontology annotation, biological process: neurogenesis. The transcript is spliced from 7 exons. NCBI's taxonomy places the organism in Eukaryota, Metazoa, Tardigrada, Eutardigrada, Parachela, Macrobiotidae. Gene Ontology annotation, cellular component: cytosol. Gene Ontology annotation, molecular function: protein binding. The record is from RefSeq and is a predicted model, not a curated record.
ACGGCACUUUAGCUCAUGGCGGUUUGCUUAUGAGUUAUGACCAAUAAUUAGAGAGACUUGCGAAUGUUUGUAAAAGUGACGUACAGCCCGCUUUGAUAUGAUCGACUGAUUUUUAAGAUUAUGUUUUAUAAAUUCCGUUUCGAAGCUGGCAGCGAAAAUGUCUCAAAGGCAGCACUCAUUAUUGUCCGGUACUGGCAGCGCAGAGGCUCGGGGUUACGUUCCCGCAAUCAGCAGUCGUAUCCGGAACAUUUUAGCCAGUGGUGCGCUGAGCGACAUUGAACUCGCUGUUGGGCGCGAUCACGGCGAAGUGAAAAUUUUCGCAGCCCACAAGCUGAUUUUAGGUAUCAGCAGCGAUGUGUUUUACACGACAUUUUACGGAGAUUCGGCUGAACGAGGAGAUAUCAUUAAUAUUCCGGAUAUUCCCCCCGAAGCAUUCUUUAACAUGUUGAGUUACAUUUACACUGAUACCAUGACAAGUUUGACACCGGAAAAUGUUGUGCCAACUCUGUAUUGCGCCAUAAAAUAUGAGUUGCCGUGGCUGGAAGAAUAUUGCAAACAAUUUGUCCGGGAGCAGCUGAGUGCCCAUAACUGCCUGUUGAUUCUCGAAAAUGUACUGAAGUGGAGCCCGCACUGCGACCGCUUUCUAGAAGACUGCUUAGACGUCAUCGAUGAAUUCAGUAAAACCGUUUUUUUAUCCGAGAACUUCUCCGCUAUCGGAAAGAACACAUUAUUCACGAUUCUCCAGCGCAGUACCCUGUCGGCAGAGGAGAAUACCGUCUAUGAGGCAGUCGAAAAGUGGGCUACGGCGGCGUGCAUGCGCAACCGUUCGCUCCCAUCGGCAUUUAAUCGCCGUAAGGUGUUGGGAGAAGCGUUUUCUCUUGUCCGCUUCCCGCUGAUGACCGAUGAACAGCUGGCUAACGGUCCCGUCAAAAGCGGUCUCCUGAGUGCCACUGAGAUGUGUGGCAUCUUCAUGUGGAGAAAUAAGGCAACAGAAAAGCCACUGGACUUUAACACUCAGCCGCGGACAUACGCGGCGGAAGUUUGCCCAAUUGGUGAUGAGGCGUUUUACAACCUCCGUGAAAAGAUUUUCAUGCUAUGCGUCAGCGGCUUUUGGCUACCGGCCAUCGUUACAGGAAACUAUCGGGUGGAUAUGGAGCUAUCGGGUUUUACAGAUACAGCCGUUCCCGAAAAAGCCGUCCCAGAGGAAACUGUUCGCGCGGUGGAUAUUCUCCAACACGGUCUGCCGGUGUUGGUGCGCGUCGACAAGUCCAUUCAGAGUGCACUUCAAUCACUCAGUUCCAGUGGGAAGGUCAGCAAUCAUCCGGAUUCGCAGUUUCAGUGAAAAGUCGGGUAGGGGGAACUCAGUGAAGUAAGCAUUUACCAUAACCUAACCGCAAAACGUCAGUCUCUGUCAACCGAAAAUUGGAUCUUGUUAACCUAAUUAAAAUAUAAAAAAAAGAACCGAAGGCACCUGAGAAACCAUGAGACGAUAAACCCAGAAAGCUUGUCACACGACUAUAGAAGUAAAAAAAGCAGUUUCUUAGCAUACCCAUUCUCGUACCAACACAUUUAAUGGGCUGAUCUUAAGGUUCAUAAUAUUUUCGGAUGUCUCUUUGUUCUCCUGUCCCCAGAAGGGGGACAAACGCGCUAACAAAUCUUGUAGCCAUUUUAACUGAUUGCAGCUGGUUAGAUACGAUGGUGUUAUACUCUUUGGUGUCUGGAAAAUUCGAAUUUCCCAAGCGAAGAAAUAUCUGUAGUCGGACGGAAACACUUUCUUGUACUGCUUUAUGACAUUACAGCUAGUGCAUAAUUUAAAAAAAAAACAGAAAUAAUCUAAGGAUCUGACGAGUCAAAUAUUGCGACCUUUUGCACUCCCCAAGAAGCGUUACAAAAUUUUUAAUUUUUUGACACCAAAUUUUGGGCACUGGACAAAACGUGAUUCGCGUGUUCCCGAAAUUUAACGCUGCCGAAGUGACCGGACGCGACCAGAAUCACCUACGACGGAUUUUAGUGUUGUGGCAUCUGCCACGUUUUAUCGCUUGCCAGACCCGGUACUGGCAGAUGCCACUGCCAGUGGCAAUUGCCAGUGUGGCAGGUGCCACUGCCACUUUACAUUUACAGAAAUUAAAUUUAUCAGAGAAACCAGAACUCAAAAAUGAAACAUGCAGGAGAACUCAGAGAACAUACGUGUGCACUCGCGCGAUUGGACACCACGUAGCUGCCGCUACGGCGUACGCCUUUACAGACAA